Cylindrotheca closterium is the source of this 3063-nucleotide messenger RNA. Lineage: Eukaryota; Bacillariophyta; Bacillariophyceae; Bacillariales; Bacillariaceae. The record is from the annotation of a GenBank genome assembly.
AUGGCAACGGUACAUUUUGAUCCAGAAGCAACCAGGAACGACGACGACGCAAUCGGUGACAUUGUAGCAGAGAGUUCGUCUGCUUCUGGUGAAAAUAAUCCACCAGAAGAGCAAUCUCAAUUCAAUUCGAAUUCUUUCAGCGGAUGGGAGGAAGACAUUCACGUCGAAGACUUGGAAGAAAAGGAUCGUCGAGGAAGCGCACACGGAACCGACCUAUCAAAAGACUCUUCUUCUUAUUCUUCGCUGUCCGAUUUGGAAUAUGGCAGUGAGAAGGUGGCAAUAGGAAGAGAGAGAGCCGUCGGCAUCGUAAACGCCAAAGUGGUCACAGAAAUAUUUAUGGCAGUCGAGAUUAUCAUCAUGGUAGAAGCAAAGCAAAAUACCGAAACCAUUUCAGAUCAUAUCGUCUUUCAUCAAGGUACCAUUGGUCUGUCAUUUGAAGGAUUUGAACGAGGAUUUGACACUAGAGAGCAGCGAUUACUGGAAACUUUAGUGGUAGACUCGUACAAUCUCGUGACAAAAGGAGGUACAAGCAGAGAACAAGCUAUCGGCUGUGCUGACGUGUAUCAAAGAGAGAUGCAAAAUUCAACGAUGACAAAUCAAGUAUUCGAUGCCAGGAAUGAUGAUAAUCCUUCAACUCUUGAUUUGACCUUUGAUUCUUGGGUGAUUUGCAAUGGAUGUCCCGAUGAUCUCCCAAUGAUUGGUCGAUUUUCAGAAGUUGAUGGCCCAUCAAUUAGUCGCGGAUUGCAACGCGUUCAAGAUGACUUAUUGACUUUGGAAGUGGAUCUUGACCUCCUCGAUCAACUGCUGAGAGAGGUGGUGAGAAAGAUUGUCGACUUUGCCGACUCGGGGGAAGAUAGCACCCCUGUGGUACUUUUCAAUGUUCCGAUCGGAUAUGAAGAACCCACAUCAAACAAUGGUCGCGAGGUCAUAUUUCAAAACCCUUCGGCUUGCGGGACAGCCAAUCCAGACUUUUAUCCAGGCAUCUGGCGCACGUCAUUACAAGGCGUCACUCGAACACUCUUUGUUGACGAGAUUGGGGUCAUUGAAGACUUGAUGUUGGAAACCUACAACGGUGUAGCCAUCGGUAGAACCGAGCAGCCAGACUGCGCUGACCGUUACCGACGAGAAAUGUCGCGAGCGAGACUCAUAGACCAGCAGUUUGUCGCUGCCCAAGGCGAUGAUACCGUAACAGCACUCCAUAUGACUUUCAAGACAUGGCUGAUAUGCAAUGGGUGUUCAGAUGUGAUUCUGCUGUUUGGAACAGCUGAUGAAGCAAAAAUUAGCAAUGGCGACUUUUCAUAUGAUUCAAAAAUGAUGGAAAUCGCUCUUCGUGACCUCAUUGCUCGGAUGGUGGGUCUGAUCAAUACAGAUUCUUUGUCAUCGAACCUUCUUCCAACCAAGGCAUCGAUCCUUCCUCCGACGCAAGUUGGAUCAAAUGGCAAUGGAAAUGGAGGUUCAGAAGGUGGACAAGGUGCAGCAUUUGCGCCGUUGUUGAACAUUCCCAUUAUUACUGAAACCGAUGAAAAUGGGGAGAUUUUGGCGAAUGUCCCAAAAGCAUCCGCAUGCGGAUUACUAGAUCCCAGUUUCUACCCAGGCGAUCUGCGGAUGACCUUUGAGGGUUUCGAACGAGUCUUUACAGAAGAGGAAGCUGCGUUGAUCGAGCCAAUUGUUCUAUCCUCGUACAACACAUUGACCAAAGGUUCUAACACCAAAGAGGGUGUAUGCGUCGAUCCAUACAAGCGUGAGAUGACAAGUGCCUAUCUAGCAGAGCAAAAAAUUUCGGUACCUCCAGGAGGUGAUGAAGUGUCAGUGCUGGAUUUGGUAUUUGAGACAUGGGUGACAUGCGAUGGCUGUUCGGAAGAAGAGGCAGUAUUUGGGUCUGCUGGUAGCUCUCGAAGGAGGACUCAAGAUAGCGUUGGUGGCGAUAACUUGGAUUUGGACUUUGUGGAAAUUCAUAUGGAAGAAGUUGUGGCAGGAAUAUUCGAGCUUGUACGCUUCGGUGCUCUACCUGCUAUAUUCGUUCCAGAAAAGGUGUACGUCAAGGGUAGAGGGCCAAGCGGUGGGAGCGGAAGCGUUUUGUUGGAUGUUUCCAUUCUCGUGAACUACCGAGAACAAACGGGAUACUCUGUCCAAUUUCCAGGACCAAGUCAAGCUCCUUCGAUCAGCAUGGUACCUAGUAGUAUGCCAAGUGAUGUACCUUCAUUGAGUAUGGUGCCAUCCGAUGUCCCCUCUGACGUUCCUUCAGACUCUCCCAGUACCGUUCCAAGUGAUGUGCCCAGCGUGAUUCCAAGUGAUAGUCCGAGCAGAAUUCCAAGUGUGAUUCCGAGUCUGCAACCAAGUUCGAUCCCAAGCGCGAUACCAAGUGACUCGCCCAGUGACGAUCCAAGUAGUCUUCCUUCUGUGGUACCAUCAAUCAUUCCGAGCGAAUCACCCUCGGAUGUACCAUCUGUGAUUCCGUCUGAAAGUCCAUCAAUGAUUCCAAGUACUAUUCCAAGUGAGAUGCCGUCUACUGCUUAUCAAGGAUGUUUUGUUGAAACGCCUGCAACUCCCAAGAUGGAUAUACUGCUAGGAGCAGCUUGGAAUGUUGGCAAUUGCACAGACCAAUGCGAAAGCUAUGGCUACAGGUAUGCCGGCUUGAGUGUUUCAAGCGUUGCUGAUCACACUUGCUACUGUGGCGAUUCGUAUGACGUGACGGCUCAAGUGAGCGAUGCCGAAUGUGAUAAUGAUUGCAGUGGGUCGUGUGGUGGUACUGAUAGAACCAGUGUUUACAUUGCCGGCAAUGAUCCUCCCCCUGCCGGAGGAAGCUAUACGUUUGAUUCAGACUUGUAUUGCGAUUGCCAUCUAGACUGGAAAAUUACUUGGACAGGCCCUAAACCAGAUUUGACAAACCAAGUGAGCUCGAACGCGUCGGUCAAAGGAUGCAUUGCUCUGUGCCGCCGCGAUGGUUUCAAGUAUGCCGGCCUCCACGACAAAUCUCAGUGCUACUGUGGCGACACAGUCAGUGGCAAUAGUUUCUUCGGUGGCUGCGCAUAUUCCUGCACUUACGGGACCCGGCUGUUCUGA